Messenger RNA from Penicillium argentinense, 375 nucleotides. Its product is annotated as DUF2015 domain-containing protein. NCBI's taxonomy places the organism in Eukaryota, Fungi, Ascomycota, Eurotiomycetes, Eurotiales, Aspergillaceae. The record is from RefSeq and is a predicted model, not a curated record. Bases 1 to 375 code for a protein of 124 amino acids. The transcript is spliced from 2 exons.
AUGACUUACUUUAUCUUCUACGCACUUUUGUUCUCGGUCAUCAUCUCCGGAACAGCGCUUUAUCUCACGCGAUCGCGAUGGAUCCCUUUGUUGCCAGUCCCCGAUUACAUCUACCACCGUCUUCCUUCAAGCUUUGCAGCGGACCUGGAAGCCGGUCUGAGCUCGUCACAGUUCGAUAUUGCCGCCAACGUCGCUGACGGAGACACAAGGGCUGGCCUGGACCAGAGAGCCAAACAAGAAGUGAGAAAGAUUAUGAAGAGCAGAAGAGUUGAUUUUGAUGAAGCGCGGCGCAUCUACACCGAGCAACGAUUUGCAAGGAAUAAUAUUGGACCGGAUGGGCGUCCCCGCGAUCCCAAAUUCGUCUCGUUCUCAUGA